Messenger RNA from Diceros bicornis minor, 2539 nucleotides. RefSeq names its product spermatogenesis associated 2 like (gene SPATA2L). The coding region runs from base 107 to 1372 and encodes 421 amino acids. The transcript is spliced from 3 exons. The record is from RefSeq and is a predicted model, not a curated record. Gene Ontology annotation, cellular component: cytoplasm. Lineage: Eukaryota; Metazoa; Chordata; Mammalia; Perissodactyla; Rhinocerotidae.
CAGGGCCCCGGCCAAUGCGCGGAGCCAGCUCUCGGCGGAAGCGCGGUGGUGGAGCAGAGGCCGGAGCCAAGCGGCGGGCGAUUGGAGACCGCUGGGGACGAACAGGAUGGGCAGCAGCUCGCUGUCCGAGGACUACCGCCUGUGCCUGGAGCGCGAGCUUUGGCGCGGCCGCGCGGGUGUGUGCGGGGACCCGUCGUUGCGCGCCGUGCUUUGGCAGAUCCUGGUGGAAGACUUCGACCUGCAUGGGGCGCUGCAAGACGACGCUCUGGCGCUGCUCACUGACGGCCUGUGGGGCCGCGCUGACCUGGCCCCAGCCCUGCGCGGCCUGGCCCGCGCCUUUGAGCUGCUGGAGCUGGCCGCCGUGCACCUGUACCUGCUGCCCUGGAGGAAGGAGUUCACUACCAUCAAGACCUUCUCGGGGGGCUACGUGCACGUGCUGAAGGGCGCACUCUCGGAGGACCUCCUCAUCCAGAGCUUCCAGAAGAUGGGCUACGUGCGCAGGGACAACCACCUCCUCAUGGUGGCCGCCCCACCUCCUGCCUGCCAGCUGGUGCAAGUAGCCCUGGGUUGCUUCGCCCUGCGGCUGGAAUGCGAGAUCCUGGGCGAGGUGCUGGAGCGGCUGGGCACCAGCGUGCUGCCGGCUGAUGAGCUGCUGCAGGCACGGCGGGCCAGCGCGGACGUGGCCUCCUGCGUGGCCUGGCUGCAGCAGCGGCUGGCCCGGGAAGAGGAGCCGUCGCCCCUGCCCCCACGGGGCUCCCCGGCACUGUACCGGCCCCAGCUGGACCUGUACCGGGACCUGCAAGAGGACGAGGGCUCAGAGGAGGCCAGCCUGUACAGUGGGCCCUCGUCAGGCCCAGACUCGCCCCCCUCAGAGCUGGCCUACCAGCCUCCACUUUGGGAGCAGAGCGCCAAACUGUGGGGUGCGGGGGGCAGGGUCUGGGAGCCGCCAGCAGAGGCUGAGGUGCCACAGCAGGCCAGCAGCCCAUCCUACAGGGCCUUGGAAGAGGAGCUGGAACCGGAGCCCUCGGCCUUUUCCUUCCUCUCACUGCGCCGAGAGCUGCUGAGUCGGCCCAGGGACCCCGCUGCUCCCAAAGCCCCCGGGAGCCCCAGACGGGCCAGACCCCAGCAUGAGCAUGGGCCCAUCCCCGAGACCCCCGGCUACCAGGCGCAUAGCUGCCUGGCCUCUGGCAUCCUGCCCACCCUCUGCUGUGACACGUGUCGCCAACUGCACGCUGCCCACUGCACCGCCCUGCCCGCCUGCCGUCAGGGCCACGUGCGGCGCAUCCUGCUCAGCGACACCCAGCGGCACCUCUGGCUGCAGCGAGCACAGGUGGACACCCUGCUCUACGAUAGCCCCGGGGCCCGGCCUUAGGCCCUGCCACGCCCUGGGUCAAGGGCUUUCUGGAGAGUUACUGUGGUGCUUCUCUGGGCCUUGUCCCUCCUCAGGCCUGGGCCACUGGCCACCUGCCCCUCCUACCCCACGAGGAGCCCGGCACACAGCGGGAGGGGGUGUGGAGCAUCCAGGCCCCACAGAGCAGGAGGUGGAGGUCUUGCAAGCUCCUGCCUGAGGCAGUCCCAUCCCUGCCCUCGGCACUGACUCAUGCCCAGGUGUGCUGGGUGGAGGGAUGUAGCACCUGAGCCUGUCCCCCUAAAGGACCCUCACCCUUCUCUCUCCCCCCCCCCCCACCCCACCGUAGGGGCCCAGUGAUCAGCCGGUAGCUCUGUUCCCUGCAGGUUGUGGUUCAGGACACGCUGCCUCCCUCCAAGGUUCCACAGGGACUCUCCACACAGGGGUGUCCUUGGGGGCCUACAGGUGACACUGUGAGCCCCUGAGCUCUGCUGGAAUGAGUCUGGGGACUCGCCAGGUGCAUGGCUAACUCAGCCUCUCUCCGUGGGUGUCACAGGCCACAGUGAACAAGCUGAGUGCUGGUUUGUGACCUACCCCAUGUGCCCCGGUCACAGCUGGGCAGGGAAGCUGGGUGUGCAGAUGAAGUGAUCUGAUCUGAAACCCGAGUGAGGAGGUGCCCGAGAACUCUGGAGAACAUGCAGCAAGAGGCGGGCGGCGGGCAGCCCGGACAGGCCUGCAUGUCCCUGCACUUCCAGGUGGAGUGUGGGAACUUCUGAGCAACCAGCACCCCAGUGGCCUCCCGGCUGCUGCUUCCUGCUGUGUUGGCUCUGGAAGGCAGGAUGGGAGGUCUCGAAGGCUUCCCACCCAAGCCACCCCCUGGGUCCAGUGGUAAAGAUGCAGCAAGCUCCACCCCCUGAGGCAGACUCCCAAGGCCAGGGAAGCAGGACAGCGGCAACCCCUUUUCCUUCGGAGCAGGGGAUCCCGGGAAUCACCAGCCCAGAGGACUGGAGGGGGUGGGUGCCUGUCUUCUGUGCUGGCCCCUCCUCACUGGGCACCCACCCAGCCCAUCUGUCCCGCCUCCCAGCCUUCCCAGCACUGGGAGAACCCAUCACAUGAAGAAUCAGAAGCUCAAAGUACAUUAAAGACACUGAACCCACUCGCCGCUAGGAAAGCUUUUAUCUCUCUGAGAUC